AUGGCCAAACUACAAGCUGCUACUGUAUCAAACAAAAUAGUUCGGAAGCGCAAGCGGAAAGAUGACGAAGAUGCGGAUUCGGACACGAACUCAACCAAUUCCGUCAAAUCCACGGUCGAGGUAGUUCAAGAAACUCCAGGCACAGCUGGCAGUAGAACUAUUCCCACAAAAGAAACUGAUGGUGGUAAAAAGCCAAGACGUGUAUCGAAAGUUAGAGUUCCUCCUGCGCUCGCCCGAAACGAAUCCUCUUCCACAAAUCCAGUUACCAGUGCCAUUCCAUGGCCUUCAUCCUUCCAGACCCUCGAAAAGACCCAUCGAGCGUUGAACUUAGUCUACACAUUCUGUUCCACUCGAAAGCAUUUAGCUACUACAUUCGAUAAUCUUAAGUCUGCUGUAGAGGGUCAUAUACAGCGAGAAUUGAAAGUUGAGGAUGUGGCGCAGAUAGUGGCGUUGCGUCCGGGAGGAAUGAAUUUCGUCUAUGUUGAUGAGGCGAUACUGCAAUUGGAUGUUAGGGGUGCAGAGAGAGAUGAGACUUUUAAAGGCGGGAGAGUUAAGAAUUGGUAUGCUGCUGGCCCGGCGCCGGAUGCUUCUGUAGGUGGGCUUACAGGGGCCGAGGGAUUGGGGUAUGGAGAGGGGGGAAAUGAGAAGGGCAAGGAAGUCCUGUUGUUUGAGUUCAUAGAUGGAGAUUUGAAGAGACAAGUUCAAAGUAAGAAGACAGGUGAAGCAGUAAAGGCAUCCAGGAAACUAAAGGAUGAGGAAUUAAAGAUGCCGGUUUUCAGUCAAAAACAGAUGAUGGGUUUAAUCGAGAAGAGGAAUACAAAGUUUGUCAGUGCAAUCAAUGCAUUUCUUAAUCGUUGCGAUGCAGAUGGUAUUGAUGCGGAAGAGACUUUACUCAAGGAGGCCGAGCCAUUGAAUCCUAUCCCAUCGCUUUCGAGAAGUAGUACACCAAAACCCGAUUACAGCACUUUACCAAAGAACAUACCCAAAGAACGAGCAAGUAUAUCAGAAAUCAUAAAAGAAAUUAAAGAAAGCGAAUGGUAUACUGGUCAAAUCGUACCUGAUGGUCAUCGAGUGUUCGAUCCUCAAGAAGCUAUAUAUGGAGAUUUGAAUUUUGUUCUCAGUCAAAAUCUCGUCAAUGCUUUGUACAAUACCAAGAACAUCACGCAGUUUUAUACUCACCAAGCUGAAGCUAUAAACAACCUUCACGAUGGUCAUAAUGUCAUUGUGGCGACUUCAACUAGUUCUGGCAAGUCCUUGAUUUACCAGAUUCCCGUCCUACAUGAACUCGAGAAAGAUCCUCAUUCUAGAGCAAUGCGAUAUUUCCAACCAAAGCUCUAG
This is a messenger RNA of Sclerotinia sclerotiorum 1980 UF-70, 1338 nucleotides long. RefSeq lists its product as hypothetical. Gene Ontology annotation, molecular function: nucleic acid binding; ATP binding. The record is from RefSeq and is a predicted model, not a curated record. NCBI's taxonomy places the organism in Eukaryota, Fungi, Ascomycota, Leotiomycetes, Helotiales, Sclerotiniaceae. The transcript has a single exon. Bases 1 to 1338 code for a protein of 445 amino acids.